This is a messenger RNA of Stegodyphus dumicola, 1476 nucleotides long. RefSeq lists its product as uncharacterized. The record is from RefSeq and is a predicted model, not a curated record. NCBI's taxonomy places the organism in Eukaryota, Metazoa, Arthropoda, Arachnida, Araneae, Eresidae.
AUGGGUAUGCUUGGUGGUAUGAAUGUGAUUGUAGAAAUUGAUGAGAAGGCAGCUGCACUCGAGUUUGCCACCGAUGCUGGACUUCUUCCCAGAGAGGAUGAGGCACCACCUUGCCCCAAGUGCCAGGCACCGAUGAGAAGCAACAAGAGAAAGGAAUCGAAGCUGGGAUGGCGUACAAAAAUCCCAAUAAGGGAAGCUUUAGUCAUAACUGUGUACUUUGUUCUAGAUCACAGUUUCAGCUACAUAAAUCAGCAGCUAAAGCUAUGGAGGGAAAAGCAAAAAUUACCAGUAAUUGCAAAUGAGACUAUUGUUGACUUUUUAUCAUAUUGUCGUGAGGUAUGUGAAAUUUUUGCCUCUCAUCAUAGCAGAAUGUUAGGUGGUAAAGGAAAAUCUAUAUUAAUUGAUGAAACAUUUUUGACCCGCCGCAAGUACAACCGCGGCAGGGUAACCAAAAAUAUGACCAUCGUAGUUUUAGGCAUCUACUGUCGAGAAGACAAAGAAGGAUUAUUUUUCAAGGUUAAAGGAAAAAGCAAAAGGCAUUUGUGGCCUUACAUUAAACGUCAUGUUCACCCAGAAACCACCUUCAUAUACACUGACUCUGCUCCACAAUAUAAAAGGAUAGAAAAUUUAUUUCCGGCAGCAACACAUAAAACUACCAAUCACAAGAAAGGCGUAUUCGUAGAUCCCGAUGAUAAACAGAACACUAUAAAUGAUCUUGAGGGUGAAAACAAACUUUUUAAGAGGUCUAUAAAGAGCAAGAGAACAGAUGAUAUUUGCACGCAGUACAUGGCUGUACAUUAUUACAGGCGGUUCCGCUUGAAGCCCUUUACUUAUGAUGGAGAAAGACUUGCUCAGUUUCUACAGGACAUUAAAGCUGUGUAUCCAGGCCAUGGAAAAGUCGGCCUUGAACUUAAAAUGUUGGACGAACCAACAUCAGAAAGCGAAGGAAUUGAGGACCUGAUGCCUCCAAAGAAAUCAGCCCGACAAGAUGAUGAUAUACCAUUCAUUCAGGAAGAUGAUGAUAAAUGGGAAUUCAACCAAAAAACAGAGCCCAGAAAACAAAAGGAUGGAAAUGUUGCGAAAAUGUUGCAUAUCUUUUACAGAAAGAGCUGCAGAUCCAAAAUGUCAUGAAAUACUAUGACAGAGGUAAGACAAAAUUUUAACCAUUCACAGCUUAUGUUUCAAAUUAGUGCUUCACUUUAUUUUAAUACUACUCCUUCAGUAAAAGCAACUGUAAAAUUUAUUUAGUUAUUAUUAGUAUAAGUUUACCUACUUAUUUUUCAGUAAAAAAAACUUUAUUGCAAAUUAGGUAAUCCAAAAAAAUAAAUAAAAGAAAGAAGAAAACUAAUUUUGACAGAUAAAUUGACAAACAUAGAGGUGAGUUGAUUAAUUUAAAGGUUUCCAGCCUACUUCUUACCAGAAAACAUUUUAUUGUUAAGGAUAAUUUAUCACCCCUUUCAGGUAAAGAAUAUUGCA